Messenger RNA from Adineta steineri, 891 nucleotides. The record is from the annotation of a GenBank genome assembly. Lineage: Eukaryota; Metazoa; Rotifera; Eurotatoria; Adinetida; Adinetidae.
AUGUUUUUGGCAAUUUUAUUUCAAAUCUUUCUUUAUUUCGGUAUUAUUCUAUUGGUGACAUAUUGGCUAUAUCCUUCACAUGUUGAUAUCGAGGAAUAUUUUCAAAAUAAAGUUGUUUGGAUUACGGGAGCAUCAUCAGAUACUGGUCGUGAACUUGUUAAACAAUUAGCACGACAUUCACCAACGACACGUCUUAUUUUAUCAGGAACACAAGAUCAAAAAUUGCAUAAAUUAGCUAAAGAACUUCAACUUGAUUCUGAUCAUUGUCUAGUAUUACCACUCGAUCUUGAACGACAACAUGAUUUUUUUAAAUCAAAAAUUGAUCUUGUUCUCGAACGAUUUGGUCAAAUCGAUGUUUUAAUUAAUAAUGCUGGUAUAUCACAUCGAGAUUCUAUUCAAGAUACAGGCUAUAAUGUCGAUGCACGAUUAAUGAAUGUUAAUUAUCUUGGUACAAUUACAUUAAGUAAAACAGUUCUAGAACAUUUUAUUGAACGUCAACAAGGACAUUUUGUUGUUGUAUCAUCAAUUGCAAGUUAUGUUGGUUCAGCAUUAUAUUCAUCCUAUGCAGCUUCUAAACAUGCAUUACGUGGAUUUUUUGAUUGUCUUCGAUUAGAACAUGCUCGAGAUCAUAUUGAUGUUACUAUUGUUUGUCCCGAUUUUAUUCGAACAGCAAUAUUACCAAAUGCUCUCGAAGAUUUAGUAUUAAAAUAUGGAAAAAUGUAUUCAAAACCUGAUCCAUCGAAAUAUGCUUGUGAUAUACUUCGUGGUAUUGCAAAUCGUAAACAUGAAAUUUAUGUUAGUCAUCUUACAUCAAUUCUUAUUUAUCUUCGUCGAUUUUUUCCUCAAUUACUUUAUUAUAUCCUCUCACAUACUAAACCAAUUAUGAAAUAG